AUGUUAAUUAACAUUAAACUUCUUAAUGGAAGAAUUCUUUCUAUUGACCUUGAACCAACAGAUAAAAUCUCUGACCUUAAAGCUAAAUUAGAAGAAAUUGAAGGUAUUACUCCAGAACAACAACGACUUGUUUUUGGUGGAAGACAACUUGGAGAUGAUAAAACACUUCAAGAACUUAACAUUCAACCAGGAACUCAAAUUAAUCUUCUUCUUGCUUUAAGAGGAGGUUUUUAA
Molecule: messenger RNA, 234 nt
Organism: Entamoeba nuttalli P19
Lineage: Eukaryota; Evosea; Mastigamoebida; Endamoebidae
Product: ubiquitin domain containing protein, putative
Exons: 1
Coding region: 1-234 (77 amino acids)
Biological process (GO): protein neddylation; modification-dependent protein catabolic process; regulation of proteolysis
Cellular component (GO): cytoplasm; nucleus
Molecular function (GO): protein tag activity; ubiquitin protein ligase binding
Source: RefSeq, a predicted model, not a curated record